Dermacentor albipictus is the source of this 3380-nucleotide messenger RNA. RefSeq names its product lysosomal alpha-glucosidase-like. Gene Ontology annotation, biological process: carbohydrate metabolic process. NCBI's taxonomy places the organism in Eukaryota, Metazoa, Arthropoda, Arachnida, Ixodida, Ixodidae. Gene Ontology annotation, molecular function: carbohydrate binding; alpha-1,4-glucosidase activity. The record is from RefSeq and is a predicted model, not a curated record.
GGUCGUCAAUCCCUCCGUGUUUGGCUGGUCGUCACUUUUCGUCGGCCUGGCCAAGAGAGAUGAAGUAUUCGAAGCAGCUAAUCCUUAGAAUGUGAAGCAAGCAGUAGAGUCGGAGGCUUCGCUGUCGCGUAGUGGCCAGGGUGUGUUCCUUCGUUUAGCGUGCUUGGUCGAGUGGGUCGUCCGUCAGCGAAGCGCUUCAUCUAUCGCAUCGCAUCAACCCAGAUAACAAGGAACGCAUGUGGGUUCGUUACUCGUUGUGUUUUCUCGAAACAAAAUCAAGGCGAGUUGCGGUCGAACGCCUAUGGAAGUGUGUCUCAUCCGCACAUUAACAAACUGGCAUAGUGCAGGCAGCUAUGGGUGCUCUACGCACAGUUUCAUGUUCGAGAGAACAGCGGCUGCUUUCCUGGGUGGCAACACAGCGUAGCGGAAGCUAAACCAAGCGCCGAGGCACAUGCUGUCCGCGGAAUGAGAUAAAGGCAAUCAGGGCGAAAAAGGAAGUUGAGUGCCAGAGACAAGUUUGGGAAAGAGAUAGCAGACUUGCGUCGGCACGAGAAGAAGCAUCUGGCAGAAGGCAACAUGCUCUUGAGGUUGGUCCCGCUACUCUUGAGUGUUGCGUGCUGUCAAGGCCAAAUUUUUUCAUCGAACGCAUUUGGUGACUCAAGCCAGGCAAGAAAUUUCACCGGAUACAAUGGGCAAUGCCAACUGGCAAGCAUAGCGGAUCGCUUCGACUGCUAUCCAGAGCCUGGAUCUUCACAGAAGGGUUGUGAGGCCCGAGGUUGCUGCUGGGGCGCGCUAGGUGACGCCUCCCCAGAUGGACAACCUAACAUUCCCUACUGCUACUACCCCGCCGACUAUCAGGGAUACGUGCUCGAUGGCUUAGACCACUUUUCGGAUGGCAUCUCCGCGAAGCUCCGCAGGAAAAUUCCUUCGGGCAUCGACAAGGACGUGCAGUCUGUGGCAGUGAAUAUCGUCUUCUACGAGAACGACACAGCCAGGAUCACGAUUCUGGAUGCUACUCAGACACGAUUCACGCCACCUGUGCCAAAGAUUCCAGCUCGGACAUACACUGGUAGCCGGCUUUACGACGUGAGCAUCUCGAAAGAUGGCCAACUAAGAGUCUACCGCCUCGAUUGUCAGUCAACGACUAUUUUCCACACAAACCUGUCACGCCUCGUGUUCACUGACCAGUUCCUUCAGCUUUCCACACUUUUGCCCUCGGACUACGUUUACGGCCUCGGUGAACAAUGGACGACCCUUCGCCGAAACGUCAGCUGGACGAGUCGUUUCUUCUUCAACCGCGACAGACCUCCUAAGCAUGGCAAGAACAUCUACGGCACGCACCCUUUCUUGCUCGGAGUAGACAACAAUCGGCAGGGAUACGGAGUGUUCCUGCAUAACAGCAAUGCCUUGGAGGUGGUGCUGCAGCCCACGCCUGCGGUCACGUUCCGAGCCCUGGGCGGCGUGCUUGACUUGUUCGUGUUCGCUGGCCCGACGGCGGCCAACGUGGUCAGCCAGUUGCAGCACGUCGUGGGCAUGCCCGCAAUGCCUCCCUACUGGGGACUGGGCUUCCACCUGUGCCGCUUCGGCUACAACACGCUCAACCGGACUAGGUACAUCAUGGAGAUGAACAUCAAGGCCGGAAUUCCACUGGACACCCAAUGGAACGACAUUGACUACAUGAGAAGUCGGAAUGACUUCACUUACGACAAGGACAGGUUCGAAGGCCUUCCGGAAUUCGUCAGUGAGCUCCACGCUUCUGGCCGCAACUACGUCAUCAUCGUGGAUCCCGCAGUCAGUGGUUCUGAAGCACCCGGAAGCUACCCUCCUUACGAUGACGGAGUUGCCAUGGAUAUCUUCGUCAAAAAUAUCACGGGAGGCAUUGUUUACGGAAAGGUUUGGAAUGACAAGAGCAGCGUGUUCCCUGACUUCAGCCACCCCAAUGCGACGGCCUACUGGAUGAAGCAGUUCACCAGGUUUCACGAUGAGGUUCCUUUCGAUGGCGCCUGGAUUGACAUGAAUGAGCCAUCCAAUUUCUACGACGGCCACAAGGACGGCUGCCCUCCAAACCAGAAAGAAGAUCAACCGCCGUACGUUCCAGGCGGAGAGAAGCUGUGCACAAAGACCCUUUGCAUGAGCGACCGUCACUACAUCUCGUCUCACUACAAUGUCCAUAAUAUCUACUCCCAGCUGGAGGCCCGAGCAACGUACAAAGCCCUCGUUCAGAUCCGCCAGAAACGACCCUUCAUCAUUUCCCGGGCGACAUCACCAGGACAAUCUGUGUGGUCAGGCCACUGGUCUGGAGACAUCAGCUCUUCGUGGGAGGAUAUGAAACUCAGCAUUCCCAAUAUACUGAGCUUCGGUAUGUAUGGAAUGCCAUUGAUGGGGGCAGACAUAUGCGGCUUCAACAUGAAUACGACUGUCGAGCUGUGCGCCCGCUGGCACGCCCUGGGAGCCUUUUAUCCAUUUUCCAGGAAUCACAACACGGACGAUGGAAUCGACCAAGACCCUUUCAGCCUCGGCGAAACCGUGAUCAAAGCUGCAUCAGAGAGUUUGAGGCUGCGGUAUUUCUUGAUUCCUUACCUGUAUACGCUGUUCUACAGGAGCCAUGUCUACGGGGAGACGGUGGCCCGACCUCUCUUCUUUGAAUUCCCGGACGAUCCCAACACUUACGACAUCGACGAACAGUUCAUGUGGGGAUCGGCCUUUCUGUUCAGUCCGGCACUGUACCAGGGACAAACCGAAGUCAAGGCCUAUGUGCCCGCCGGUCUUUGGUACGACCUGCACGACGGAAUCGCCGUGAAGGUCGAGAGCGGCACCCACAUUACUUUCCCUGCCGCUCUGAGCGACCCGAUGAACAUCCUCGUUCGCGGGGGACACGUCUUCGCAGUGGCGGCGAACGCCACGACUACAAAGGAUCAGCGGAAGAUGCCUAUGGCCUUGUAUGUGGCUCUUGGCGAGGAUGGUACUGCAAAAGGAGAACUCUUCUGGGAUGACGGGGACUCUCUAGAUACUAUCGAAAAAGGAAAAUACAACCUGUUCACGUUUUCUACAAACUGGGCACAAAAGGUGGUGAUUUCUGUAUCACCCGUGAGGAGCGGCUUCCACGAGAAGCCUGUAGUGGACAUGGUUGCUGUAACCGGCGUUUCGCAGGAGCCCAACAACGUCACCAUCGGAACCAGAAGCCUGCAGUUCAUUUACAAUAGAGCCGAGCUACUCUUCAUACUUAACGUCGACCAGCGCUUGGACCAAACCUUCGAGAUAAACUGGUCGUAACGAUACGUAACUCCACGAGCUGCAAUUUCAAUCCAUGUUCGACGGAUCUGUCAAACCUUGUAAAACCACACAUAUAAACCGCACAAAUAAAAUUCACAAGAGCGUCA